CGUUGCUUCCUGCACCACUACACGUCUCAGUGAUUUAAGAAGCUUAUAUAUUCCACUCCUUACUCCCAUCCUUCCCUGCCUAAACUUACGUUCCACUAAAACCUUGGGGUGCUCUUCUUCUAGCAAUUAGUGUUGACAACUCCGUACUAUAUUCAUUCUCAUUCUCUCUCUUUGAAACUUCCCAAGAUAUUCGACCAUUAUGUAGUUUGGUCUUUGCAUUGAAUCUUGAAUUCAUACGCACGUCAAGUUCACAUCACAUGUUCAUUUAAUUUAUCCGGAUCUCUACCGAUAUUCUUGUGAUCCUUCUCUCUCUAGGUGAACAUAAAAUCCUUAUAUAUCAUAGGCGUGGUAUUUUUAUGAAGUUCUAUGUAAACUUUCAGUAACCAAAUUAUGUAAUUAGAAGGCUAUUUUCUUUACCAGCUAGUGCUUUCAACGGCACUCUUAUUCCUAUCUGCAAAACCCCGACAUUUUCCAGACGGUAAUUAACCUUCUAUAGAGUUGUCCAGUCCUUAGAAAGUGUAACUAUUGAAAUCUCACGUACUUUAUAAAGCAAUGGAAGAGACCUUUGUACCUUUUCGUGGGAUCAAAAAUGAUCUUCGAGGAAGACUUAAGUGUUACAAGCAAGAUUGGACUGGUGGCUUUAAAGCAGGCUUCAGGAUUCUGGCUCCUACCACAUAUAUAUUCUUUGCUUCUGCGAUUCCUGUCAUUUCAUUUGGUGAACAACUGGAGAGAGAUACUGAGGGAUUGCUCACAGCGGUUCAAACUUUAGCCUCUACAGCACUUUGUGGGAUUAUACACUCCAUCAUUGGCGGUCAACCUUUGCUGAUACUUGGAGUGGCAGAGCCGACGGUCAUCAUGUACACAUUUAUGUUCAACUUUGCGAAAGAGAGAGCAGAUUUGGGUCGAGAUUUGUUUCUAGCGUGGACCGGAUGGGUAUGUGUUUGGACCACAUUGCUGCUGUUCUUACUGGCUAUCUUAGGAGCUUGCUCCAUCAUCAAUAGAUUCACCCGUAUAGCGGGAGAAUUGUUUGGUCUGCUUAUUGCAAUGCUCUUCAUGCAGCAAGCUGUUAAAGGUCUUGUGGAAGAAUUUCGAAUUCCAAAACGAGAGAAUCCAAAAUUAAUAGAGUUUAUACCUUCUUGGAGGUUCGCAAAUGGGAUGUUUGCUUUGGUUCUGUCAUUUGGCCUUUUGCACACUGCAUUAAGAAGCAGAAAAGCAAGGUCAUGGCGCUAUGGAUCUGGUUGGAUUAGAAGCUUGAUAGCAGACUAUGGUGUGCCACUUAUGGUUCUGGUGUGGACAGCUGUUUCCUAUAUACCAUCUGAAAGUGUUCCAAAAGGAAUCCCCCGACGUCUCUAUAGCCCAAAUCCAUGGUCCCCUGGUGCAUAUGCAAAUUGGACUGUCAUUAAGGACAUGGUAAACGUUCCCAUUUUCUACAUAAUUGGAGCUUUCAUUCCAGCAACCAUGAUUGCUGUGCUCUAUUACUUUGACCACAGUGUAGCAUCCCAGCUUGCUCAGCAGAAAGAAUUCAAUUUGAGAAAGCCAUCAUCUUACCAUUAUGACUUACUGCUUUUGGGGCUUUUGACCUUAAUCUGUGGACUUAUCGGAAUCCCUCCAUCUAAUGGAGUCAUCCCACAAUCUCCCAUGCACACAAAGAGUCUGGCGACUCUUAAACAUCAGUUGCUACGUAACCGGCUUGUUUCAACAGCACGCAAAAGUAUUAGAAAAAAUGCCAGCCUGGGACAGUUGUAUGGGACUAUGCAAGAAGCCUAUCAACAUAUGCAAACCCCUUUAAUCUACCAGCAGCCUGCAGCUCAAGGACUUAAGGAAUUUAAAGAGUCAACCAUUCAAGCAGCAUCAUGUAUGGGAAAUAUUGAUGCCCCAGUUGACGAGACUGUAUUCGAUAUUGAAAAGGAGAUUGAUGAUCUUUUGCCUGUUGAGGUGAAAGAACAGCGUCUAAGUAACUUGCUUCAAGCCAUAUUAGUGGGAGCAUGUGUUGCAGCAAUGCCUGUCCUCAAAAUGAUACCAACUGCAGUCCUUUGGGGCUACUUCGCCUUCAUGGCCAUUGAAAGUUUACCAGGUAACCAAUUCUGGGAAAGGAUCUUAUUGCUCUUCACUGCACCAAGCCGAAGAUACAAAGUCCUUGAGGAGUACCAUGCUACAUUUGUGGAAACCGUGCCUUUCAAGACAAUUGCAGUAUUUACCAUCUUUCAAACCAUUUAUUUGCUUACAUGUUUUGGGCUUACGUGGAUUCCAAUUGCUGGGCUCAUGUUCCCUGUGAUGAUCAUGCUGUUGGUUCCCGUAAGACAAUAUAUACUGCCCAAGUUUUUUAAAGGGGCGCACCUUCAAGACUUAGAUGCAGCAGAGUAUGAAGAGGCGCCAGCUCUACCAUUCAAUCUCGUAACAGAGAGAGAGCUGGGAGCAGGCGCUGCUUCUGUUGGGGAUGGAGAGAUUUUAGAUGAAGUUAUCACUAGAAGCCGUGGUGAAUUUAGGCACACAAGCAGUCCUAAAAUUACAAGUUCCUCUACAACACCGGCACAUGACCUUCAAAGCCCGCGUGUUUCAUGCAGUCCUCGGGUGAGUGAACUAAGAGGAGAAAGAAGUCCUCGCAUCACUGGAAGAGGACUUCAGAGUCCAAGGACUGGAGAACCGAAAUUGUCCACACUAGGAAAGAGUCCUCAAAAUUAAGCAUCGAAUUAGUUGGGAAUUUUAACUAAUUUGAUCUAUCUUGAGGUGGUUUGUUGUAUCCUUAUUUUCAUUGCUGCCUGUUGCGUGCUUUUCAUUAUUGUAAAAUCUCACUUCUGCUCAGCAGAUAUGUAACAAUAAUAGAAUUUUGUGACUUUUCUUGUACCAAUAUAUGGUGUAUACUGUAAACUCUUCGUUGCCUUAAUUUGUAAAGAAGACUAGAUAUCAAAGGUUAGUCCACGAUCUACCUCUCU
Messenger RNA from Pistacia vera, 2933 nucleotides. RefSeq names its product boron transporter 1-like. The coding region runs from base 553 to 2682 and encodes 709 amino acids. Lineage: Eukaryota; Viridiplantae; Streptophyta; Magnoliopsida; Sapindales; Anacardiaceae. Gene Ontology annotation, cellular component: plasma membrane. The record is from RefSeq and is a predicted model, not a curated record. Gene Ontology annotation, biological process: monoatomic ion homeostasis; monoatomic anion transport; transmembrane transport. The transcript is spliced from 12 exons. Gene Ontology annotation, molecular function: solute:inorganic anion antiporter activity.